This is a messenger RNA of Argentina anserina (silverweed cinquefoil), 842 nucleotides long. RefSeq names its product signal peptidase complex subunit 2. The record is from RefSeq and is a predicted model, not a curated record. The transcript is spliced from 5 exons. Gene Ontology annotation, cellular component: signal peptidase complex; membrane. NCBI's taxonomy places the organism in Eukaryota, Viridiplantae, Streptophyta, Magnoliopsida, Rosales, Rosaceae. The coding region runs from base 48 to 605 and encodes 185 amino acids. Gene Ontology annotation, biological process: protein targeting to ER.
UGGAACCAGUUUCAGACACAAGGCGUCAAACCCAGUCCUCCAAAACCAUGGAAGAAAAGAAAAACCCUAAGAAGGCCAAUCUCGUCGACCACAACUCCAUCAAGCACGUCCUCGACGAGUCCGUAACUGAGAUCGUGACGAGCCGUGGAUAUGUGGAAGACGUGAGGAUGAGCAAUCUGAGGCUUGCUUUGGGGGCCCUCAUCAUCGUGGUUGCUCUCUUUGCUCAGUUUUACAAGAAGAAGUUCCCGGAGAACCGAGAGUUUCUCCUCCUCUGCAUCGCCUUGUAUGUGGUGUUGAAUGGGAUAAUGCAGCUUAUCAUGUACUUGAAGGAGAAGAACGCCAUCCUCUUCACUUAUCCUCCAAAGGACUCCUUCACAAGCACUGGAUUGGUGGUUUCUUCCAAACUUCCAAGAUUCUCUGAUUUGUACACACUUGAGAUAGCAAGUGCAGACCCCAAAUCUAUUUCUGCAAAUCCACCGGUACAGUUUACAAAAAGUGUUACUAAGUGGUUCACCAAGGAUGGAAUUAUGGUGGAGGGCCUCUUCUGGAAAGACGUUGAAGCACUGAUCAACGAAUAUAAGAAAGAACCAAAGAAGAGCAAGUGAGAGGAAUCGUACUGCCUACCCAGUGCUGGGAUGCUGGUUGAAACAGGAAUAGGUCUAGUUAUACUGUCACUUCAUUAACAGCUGUUGCUCAUUGGCAAUGUGGCCUUUUGGACCAGUAGCUUUAGAGCAAAACUGAAUGAGUCUGAAAGUUUUGAACAGUUAACCUAUUUUUGUUCCCAGCUUAUUGAGCCAACUAUGAAAUGCUUUAGAACUUCUAAGAGUUUACCUUUUGUUGUC